UGUUCGCCGCCUUUCCCACCGGCCCCAUGAGCUGCAGCGGCUCCGGCGCGGACCCCGAGGCGGCGCCGGCCUGUGCCGCCUCGGUCGCGGGUCCGGCGCCCCCGGUGUCGGCUCCCGCUGCGCUGCCCACUAGCACGACCGCGGAGAGCAAAGCCAGCCCCGCGGGGACAGCAGGGGGCCCCGGGGCUGGAGUCGCCACUGCGGGCACGGGCCCCGUGGCAGCACGGGCAGGGGAGCCGGCAGAGCGGCGCGGGCCAGCUUCGGUGGCAGCGGGCGGCGCGGCUCCCCCUGAGGGGGCAAUGUCUAACGGGGUUUACGCCCUUCCGAGCGCGGCCAACGGAGAAGUGAAGCCCGUAGUGUCCAGCACACCUCUGGUGGACUUCUUGAUGCAGUUGGAGGAUUACACGCCUACGAUUCCGGAUGCAGUGACUGGUUACUACCUGAACCGUGCUGGCUUUGAAGCUUCAGACCCACGCAUAAUUCGGCUCAUCUCACUAGCUGCCCAGAAAUUCAUCUCAGAUAUUGCCAAUGAUGCCCUACAGCACUGCAAAAUGAAGGGUACAGCCUCUGGCAGCUCCCGGAGCAAGAGCAAGGAUCGCAAGUACACCCUAACCAUGGAGGACUUGACCCCUGCCCUCAGCGAGUAUGGCAUCAACGUGAAGAAGCCGCACUACUUCACCUGAGCCACCCAACCCAGAUGUAUUCCCUCUGUGCCCACACGAGCCUGUUUUCAUAAUAAACUUUAUUGUGACAGGC
Messenger RNA from Arvicanthis niloticus (Nile rat), 756 nucleotides. RefSeq names its product TATA-box binding protein associated factor 10 (gene Taf10). Gene Ontology annotation, molecular function: RNA polymerase II general transcription initiation factor activity; promoter-specific chromatin binding. Gene Ontology annotation, cellular component: SAGA complex; transcription factor TFIID complex; nucleus. The record is from RefSeq and is a predicted model, not a curated record. NCBI's taxonomy places the organism in Eukaryota, Metazoa, Chordata, Mammalia, Rodentia, Muridae. Gene Ontology annotation, biological process: transcription initiation at RNA polymerase II promoter.